CUUUACAUUUAAUCUUGACUCUGAAUCUUCAGUUACAUAAUUUUGUGUUCCAUUAUCUAAGAUGCACUGUAAUAUCCCUCAUACAUUUUCAUUAAUCUUAUGCAGAGCAUGUGCAACAGCUUGCGAUUUUCCUUCAUUCUGCCUCUUCUCAUUAUUUCCCAUUAACAUGAUUAUUCAUUGUGUUUAUCACCUUUUUGCACCUAGUCUCUCUCUGCCUUGUGAGUGGGCUGAAUCCUCUGUAAGUAGUCCAGUAACCUACAGCAACAGAGGAUCUGGCUCCAAGUUCGUUAUUAGGAAAGGCUUGAGAUGUCAUCUUUAAGACCUAUCUUUUGCAGAAGAAUGGUGAGGUAUAAUUAUGACUAAGGCUGUCCUCUUUAAUUUAAUUAAUAAUAUAAUUUACUAAUUGUGACCAGGCUGUCCUUUUAUGGUCAGAAAACCAGUCCGUAUCAGUGCAAGGCUCUGACUUGUUCCCCUGCUGCUCGUCCUGCCUCAAACACCCUGCAGGACCUCUCAAAGGACCUCUAAGCCCUAUCCCAUUCUCUGUUUCCCAGUUUGGAAAGCAACAGCCUGGAAGGCAUUUCAGUAUCCAUUUCCACUGGCAACUCAUCAAUUGAUCCCAGCUUAUCUGUCUGUGCAGCAAGUGUUAAAUGUGCACAGUUCUUGUUCUUCCUCACUGUGUCACCAAUACCUCCCAUGGCCAAGUCAGGGCUAAUGACAACUGAGUCACUAUAGAACACAUCCAUCUGUUCAAGAUUUGCUACCAGGAGUGCAACAUAUUUUAGCUGCAGCUCACUUAUGAGGCAGAUCAGCGUGCUCUCAGAACCUACAUGCUCAAGCUGCCCUUAGUUACACAUGAUUACCUGCCCUGCCAGGAAGGGUCAGGUGGCGUUUGAGCACAAAGGGAACUUAGGCAGCAGCCAGGCUGGAGAGGCUGCACGUAUCCACAGGUGUUCACUGGUGCUGGGACUGGCCAGCUCUGACCCCAGCUAUGGAUUACUGUGGAAUGCCCCAGAGCCUUCUCUGUGUGUUUAUCUAGCAAUAAGAAAAAAGGUAAAACUGUUUGGAAAGGUAGUAACUUGAGAAGCAAAAUGUACUCACGUAUUUAAAGACAAAUUUUGAGUUGGGACAGAAUCUGGGUUUGUCUGUUCACUGCCUGUUUGCAGCAGUGAGGAGCCAGCCCAGGCACACAUUCUGAGAGCUCACAGGAGACAUAAGGACCUUUUAAAAACAAUUUUUGAUAUCUUUUCCCCCUUUCCACUGACAUGAAGCUGAUGUUUCUUUUUAUUUCUCUGAAGAAGAAAAGAAGACAAAAAAAAAACCUUCUCUGGUAAUUUGUAUCAUUGCAUUUCUAGUCUCCAUGGAAACCUAUGUGGUGCUCCACAGUUGGGUAAGAUUUGAAUCUGUUGCAGCAGAAAUCAGAUGGAGGGAAGACUGGGUUAUACACCUUGACUGUUAAUCAAUUAAAAGUGGUUUUGAAAUUAUUUUCACCUUGUGUUGCAAUCUUUACUCAGAGUAACAGUAUAAAUCAAAGUAAUCAAAUUAAGCUAGUGUGACCUGAUCCUAUGUACACCUAUGCAUGUAACUCUGUCACUCAGUUUGAUUCUGAUGGGCAUUGACAUUAAUUUGGAAGAAUUCUUUGUUUUUAGUAGGAUUAUAAGGAUUAAUACUAUGGAAACUGAACACAUAAUAACAAACUGUUGUCAUGUUGAGUCUAUUAAAAAGAGGGGCAGUAACAAUUGCCUUGUUGUGAUUUAUGUAAGCAAAACAUUUUAAAAAUUAAGAAUCUGAAUUCCUUAUCUUUUGCUGUCUUCAUUCUUGUUCUUCCACUUCUAAGGAAAAAAUACAUCCCCAAACUGGUUUCCUCUGAAAAGAUGUGGUAACUUCAUCUACCUGCUGCUUCUUUACUCCAAGCUUUAUGAACUUGAACACAAAGGCACAUCAUCUUAUUGGGACAGCAGAAGGUAACAUAGAGAAGUAAUAUACAGAGGGAGACCAAUCUGUUUUGUGACCACAGUCAACCCAUGAAGAGUGAGGGCUCUCAGCCACAUAAAAGUAUUUACUGCAUUUGCUUCAGAAUACUGUGGAGAAAAUGUAUGCUAGCCGAGAGGAUAUUGGAUAUGAUUUUGGGGAUGACUCAAAAGUUGGAAGUAAGCCAAUUAAACCUAAUCCAAACAUCGAUGGAGGAUGGGCUUGGAUGAUUGUACUUUCCUCUUUCCUUGUGCACAUUCUCAUCAUGGGUUCCCAAAUGGCCCUUGGAAUACUCAACAUGGAAUGGCUUGAAGAGUUUAAUCAAAGUCGUGGCUUAACAGCGUGGGUUAGCUCCCUCAGCAUGGGCAUCACGCUUAUUGUAGGUCCUUUUAUUGGUUUAUUCAUCAGCAUGUGUGGGUGCCGCACGACAGCCAUAAUUGGAGGGAUCCUGAAUGCCCUGGGCUGGAUACUGAGUGCCUAUGCCUCAAAUGUGCACUACCUCUUCCUCACCUUUGGACUGACAGCUGGCAUUGGAAGUGGCAUGGUUUAUCUACCUGCAGUGGUCAUGGUAGGGCAAUAUUUUCAGAACAGAAGAGCACUUGCACAAGGGCUCAGUACCACAGGAACGGGGUUUGGAGCUUUCCUAAUGACUGCCUUAUUGAAGUACCUCUGCACUGAAUUUGGGUGGAGGAAUGCCAUGUUCAUCCAGGGAGCCAUCUCCCUGAACCUUUGUGUCUGCGGGGCACUCAUGAGACCGCUCUCUCCCAAAGAGCUCCGUGAAAAAUAUGUGGUGAGAAAUGAUAGCGAAGAAAAUCAGGCAAAAGCUCUGUCCCAUUCUACAGAGACUAUAAAAUCUAAUGGAGUCCUUGGUGAAGAACCAGAGAAAAAAGAAGAGGCAGCAAAUGAAGAAGUGCUUGGCAAUGUGCAGCACACAGAAAUUGGAGGUAAAUCUGGAAGUGGAAGGAGCAUGUAUGGACUGCGCCUCUUUAAGACAGUGAGCCAGCUGACAAUUACAGUCAGGAAGGGCUUUGCACUCUGGUACUCCAGCUACUUUGGAGCUGCAUCACUGUUUACCAAUAGAGUAUUUGUGGCCUUUAUCAUUUGGGCUUUGUUUGCCUAUAGCAGCUUUGUCAUUCCCUUUAUUCACCUUCCAGAAAUAGUCAAGCAGUACAACUUAUCUAGGCAGGACAAUGUAUUUCCUUUGACAUCCAUUAUAGCCAUUGUUCAUAUUUUUGGUAAAGUGAUCCUUGGAAUCAUCUCUGAUCUGCCGUGCAUCAGCACAUGGAAUGUCUUCCUCAUGGCUAACUUUACCUUGGUCACCUGCAUUCUUACUUUGCCACUAAUGCAGACAUACAUUGGCCUGGCUGUGGUUUGUGCUCUAAUAGGAUUUUCUAGUGGCUAUUUUUCUCUAAUGCCUGUUGUGACUGAAGAUUUAGUUGGAACUAAACACCUUGCAAAUGCCUAUGGCAUCAUCAUUUGUGCCAAUGGAAUAUCUGCUUUGUUUGGACCACCCUUUGCAGGUUGGAUCUAUGACAUCACACAAAAAUACGAUUUUUCUUUUUACAUAGCUGGAUUGCUAUACAUGGUGGGAAUAAUAUUUUUACUUUUACAGCCUUGUAUUCAAAAGAAACAGUCAAGAGAAAAAUCUACAGAAGAAGCACAAGUAUAGAACAAAUUCCAGAACUUUUUUACAGAACUUUUUUGGUUUUGUGUUUCUCUUGUGUGACAGUAUGAAGAUGUUUUUCAUAUAGAACCAACCACAUUUAGCUGCACUUAAUUGAAAAGCAAAUGUGCUCCAUAAGGCUUAUAAAUUAUUUGAAGUGUGCUUUUAAAAUAGUUAAUAUAUUUUACUUUAUAACUACCAAAUACAGUGAUUAAAAGCACACUGCUAGUACUUCAAUAUUAGAACAAUGCUAAGAACACUUACCCUUGCUUCUCUUUUAAUAUUUCACCAUUAACCAUUGGUGAAAAUCCACUGACUGCAAUGCAGUUACUUUGAUUUACAUUAGUCCUAUGAGAGAAUUUGGUCAGGACAUGAAUGAUUUAUAAAAGUCCUUUCUACUAUGUAUUCAAGCUGAUGAAAGAUUAGUUACUGGGUAUUAGAAAAUGAUUGUAUUUCUUGCCUGGCUAGUCAAGUACUGUUGAAAUACUAUUAUAAUAAUUCCAUUAAUUCAGUGUACUAAAAUUACUAUUUCUGUGAUGCAAAUCUGAAGAAAAGGUCUCAUAUAUUUCUGAAGUGAUUCAGUUGGACUCAAUAGGUCCCUCCCAACCCAGUAUAUUCUGUGAUUCUACUUCAAUGAUUUUUAAUUUUGUUUUUUUAAAGUAUCAACUGCAUCUAAAGUAGCCAUCCUCAAUACAUAGGCUACAUUUUAAAUGCUGUGACACUUAAUGCACCUGAAGUAGAAAAAACAAUAAAUGCAGAAACAGGAAACAUAUGGAAAAUAUCACUGUGACUGGAAAAUGUUUCCAGAAACAGUUUGAGUUCUUUGGCCCCUUUACCUAAUUAGAGUUAUUGUAGAAUUUAAUAACAUUGCCACUGAUUCUUUCCAUGGGAAUGAACUCUACUAUAGCACACUAAAUUUUGUUAUAAUUUAAUUUAAUUGUUCACCAACUUUGUUACAUGUGAGCAGUCGUGUUGCUGCUUGUAAUGUAUCAUGAACUGACUAAGAUUCAUCAUGUCUGAGGAAUUUAUUCUCUAGAAAAUGAGAUACUACAGAGCAUGGAAUAGCUAAAGAGCAUUUAAAAUACUAAAAUAAAUUUUCUUAACAUUAAGGGUCUGGUAACCUGUGCAGAAGGUGGUGUGUGGUGGUUGAGGGCAUAUUUUUUUCAGCUUUGAGAGGUGAGUCUGAUGUUAAUUUUCCUAUCAAAUAAGAACCACUGUAAGUUUUCAUCCUCUUUAUGAAAUUUCUUUGCAUGACAAAUCAGGUUCUUAGUUUAAUAUUUCUACGUGCUGCUGGAAUUCCUUAAAAAGCAAUUGAAACUAUUUGAUUAUACUGAAGAACUAUUGGGAAACAGUUCAGUUCACAACAAUAUCAAUAUCCUUAUCUUCUUUAUAGCUGCAAGGUUGGUUAAGAAAAAGUUCUGAAUGUGUAUCGUUCUAUAUUGCAAUUCACCAGCUUCUUAGUGUUGCACUUCUACAACUCUUGGCAGGGACAUACUUUAAAGUAUUCCUUAAGGACCACUGAAGUCAGCCAAGUUAAAAAAUAAAACCUUAAGGAACUCUGAAUUAGUUUAAGAUUUAUAUCAGUGCAAUCAUAUAGGGUAGUUAUGUACGGCCUUUAAAAUUCACAUAAGACAACUGAGGUGGCACUGAACUGCAACACACGGUGUGAACACACAGUCAGUAACUUCCUAAAAUCAACUUUUUUUAUUGGAGAAAAUGUGCACGUAAAUUUUCACAUCAGUUCUUUGUUACAGGUUAAAUGUCUUCUUGGUGGGAAUGCUGCUGAUGGCUCAUUUGAACUGAGCUGUCUUUUAUUGGUGAAAUAUAUAUUGUAGUGAUGAUUUCCCUCAUUUGCCUUUUUUUUAAAAAAUAUGUAUCCUUCAUACAUAGAUCUUCACUUUGUCUUUUGUCAAAAGCAACGUUAUUUGCAUAUUACAGUAAUAAAAAAUAUGUUGUUCA
Messenger RNA from Passer domesticus (house sparrow), 5590 nucleotides. RefSeq names its product solute carrier family 16 member 14 (gene SLC16A14). Lineage: Eukaryota; Metazoa; Chordata; Aves; Passeriformes; Passeridae. The record is from RefSeq and is a predicted model, not a curated record. Gene Ontology annotation, molecular function: monocarboxylic acid transmembrane transporter activity. The coding region runs from base 2090 to 3637 and encodes 515 amino acids. Gene Ontology annotation, biological process: transmembrane transport. The transcript has 5 exons. Gene Ontology annotation, cellular component: membrane.